Messenger RNA from Ostrinia furnacalis (Asian corn borer), 2172 nucleotides. RefSeq names its product 2-aminoethanethiol dioxygenase. The transcript has 2 exons. NCBI's taxonomy places the organism in Eukaryota, Metazoa, Arthropoda, Insecta, Lepidoptera, Crambidae. Bases 1 to 873 code for a protein of 290 amino acids. Gene Ontology annotation, molecular function: oxidoreductase activity, acting on single donors with incorporation of molecular oxygen, incorporation of two atoms of oxygen. The record is from RefSeq and is a predicted model, not a curated record. Gene Ontology annotation, cellular component: mitochondrion.
AUGACGUUUGUUGACAAGUUCGUUUUGUUAUCGUCGAGCCGAUUAUUUUCCACCUUUUUUACUAGACAAAAAUUCCAGUGUAUCAGUGCAGUUAGAUUUCAUAUGGAUAUUAGGAAUGAAGCAAAAUCCUCAAUGGAAAUUGUUAACAUACCUCCAAUCAUUUCGACAUACCGGCAUGCCUUGCGGACGUUCGAUGACAAUUUCAAAAACGAAUUGUCGACCAACUUGAGCAAGUUAAAAAUUAUGAUGGAUUCGUUAAAAGCGGAGGAUCUGGGCUUCGACGCUAGCCUCGGUGAUCCAUCGACAUGGUCCAGGCCGAACAAGGCCCCGUGUACAUACAUAGAAGUGUUUCAGAAUAGUCAAAUAAACAUGAGUAUAUUUGUGCUGCAACCAGGAUUCAGAAUGCCUUUACACGACCACCCGCACAUGCACGGACUGUUAAAAGUGAUUGUUGGCGCUGUGAAGAUCAGAAGUUUCACGGAGUAUCCCCUGAAAGAGGCUGUGGACACCAUAGACUUCGUGGUUCGCGCGAGGCACGAAGCAGCGCGGCUAGCCCAAGGUAUUCACAAACGUAGGCGAUUGUUCGCGAAAAUAACCAACAACAGUGUAUGUAGAGCUAAUUCUGAAACCUGCACACUGACUCCAACAGUGUCAAACUACCACGAAAUAGAAGCUUUAGAUAUGCCAGCAGCAUUUUUUGACAUCCUCUCUCCGCCUUAUGAUACACUAAUCGAAGGCAUCGGACCUAGAAGAUGCCGUUAUUACCAAGUAGCUAAUGAAAUAAGUACUAAUGUAGUUGAAUUACAAGAAACUGAUGUACCGAGAUGUUUUUACUGUGAUCAAGCACCGUAUUUAGGGCCGAUACUGGCUUAGGUACAAAUAUUGGUAGUGCUAAUAGUAAUAUUGUUUUAAAUUAUGAGAAUUUGUUUCUGUAGUUAAUUUCCAUGUUAUUAUGUGGCAGUGUUGACCAGUCACUGAUGUCUAUACAUUUCCCUGAUUUGAAACUUAAGUAUUAUGAAAUGACACAUGCAUAAAUGCACAAGAAUACUUUUAAAGUUGUGAUUUGUCUAGAUAUUUGAAUUCAAUCAAUUACAGGCUUGGAACUACAUUAUAUUGGUUAUUUGGUUCUGGAAUUAAGCUUCAUUUAUCUAAAUGAGGAUCAGACAACUAUAAUAGAGGAGCUGUUAUGUGACAAAGAUUAUUGAUACCAGCAGUUGCAAUAUAGUUAAUUAUCCACACUUAAAAUAUUUAAUACUGUUCUUAGUGAAGAAACUUGUUAAUGUGUGUUAAAAAAAAUUUAUUGACUACAUUGUUCUAAUGUUAAUGUGUAAUAGUAAAUUCCAUAGUAGUUUUAAAUCAUUACAUAGAUCCUUUAUUGUAUGUAGUAAACAAUAAUGCUCUUUGGAAAAAUAGUAGUACCUAAAUACAUAUUAUCACAUGAUUGGAAUGUAUUUACAAAUAUGAAUUUAAUUGUUAAUAGUUGCUGUAAAGAUUGUUAUAGUUCAAAUGGUUUUGUGCCUUCAUUUCAACAGAUUCUAAUACAUAUUAUAUUCUAUUCAUAAGUGUGUUGAUACUGUUUUUGAUGCACUAAAAGUAGUUACCAUAGUAUUUAGUUACAAUUAUGUUAUACUCACUUUUACUGUAUUAUUCUGCCAUUCAAUUUUAAUAAUGUAAUUCAAUAGUUCUAUGAUAAUAGUUACUAUUGUGUAUAAAAUACAUUUGACUUGCCCUAAAUUAUAUUAAAUAAAGUAUUUCUAUUGAAUGUUAAAAUAACAUUAAGUAGAUAAGAGUACAUGUAUUAGAAAGUUUAAAUGGUGGAAAAUAAUCCUAAAUAAAUAAUUAAAAUUCAAGUGUUCUGUUAUUCACCAAUUACAUUUUAAAAUAUUGUGUGACAGCAUAAUGUUGUAUUGAACACUUUCAAAUGUCUAUUAUGCCUGUAAACUGGGCAGUUUAAUUAAUAAUUAAUUCAAACAACUUUUUACUGAAUGUAAAUGUCCAUGAAAGAAAUUUUUUAUUUUUUUUCUUGACUCAUUUUCACAUUACAAUAAUUUUACUAAAGAUUUUGAACAUUCCAAUUUCACAAUUAUAUUGUUAAAGAUCAUCAAUCAAUGCUACGUAAUUUAUAAAAUUGUAAUGAAGUGGCGCACAAAAAAUUAGCAAAUUUGAUCUCUA